Molecule: messenger RNA, 1512 nt
Organism: Trichosporon asahii var. asahii CBS 2479
Lineage: Eukaryota; Fungi; Basidiomycota; Tremellomycetes; Trichosporonales; Trichosporonaceae
Exons: 2
Coding region: 1-1512 (503 amino acids)
Biological process (GO): peptidyl-proline hydroxylation to 4-hydroxy-L-proline
Cellular component (GO): endoplasmic reticulum
Molecular function (GO): iron ion binding; procollagen-proline 4-dioxygenase activity; L-ascorbic acid binding
Source: RefSeq, a predicted model, not a curated record
AUGGGCAAGCGCGCCGAACAAGCCAAGAAGCGGAAACGCCAGAACGUUGCCGCCCCUGUUGCACCGGCAAAGCGGCCGGCUCACGACCUCCCCACUCCGCCCGCCGAAGAGCUCCUACUUCCCGAGGAGAUUGAGUCCGCCGUCGAUGUCCUGCGUACUCUCGCUGCCAACCCAAGCUUGCUGCAGGGCAAGGAUAUGAAGGACCUGAAGCGGGGUGUCUAUGACCUGCACCGCGUCAUGGCCGAGGGCGCCACCCUUGGUGCGAGCUUGACAUCGCGCAUCUCGGCCGCCCUCCGAGACUAUCGAUUCACGGACGCCCUCGUGCUUCUCUUCGAGAUGCACGCGCGGGCUCUGCCUCCCAAGCUCGGCGCGCUCCAGCGUUGGGUCCGCGAAUGUGAUGCGACGUCCAACCCCGAUGGAACUCCAGGCGACCCCGAGGCGCUGCGGUGUCUCGACAUGAUUCUGCGUAUUGCUGGCGACACGGGCCCGGAAGCGCGCGAGCGUGGUGAAGGCGAGGUCUCUCGAGCACUCGUGAAGAGGCCGAGGGUAUGGACCGCCCGCGGACCCGUGGAGGGCGAGAUAAGUCUCUGGCCGCUCAUGCGUUCCGAGACGCUGUUCGACAUCCCCCCGACACUGCCCUACCCCGGCUUCAAGUCUGUCCACUUUGUGCGCGCACACGAGCGCCGUCCGCCAAACCUCUACGAUUCCACUGUCUGGGGUUCCGACGAUGGUGCGAUCCGUCUCACGCCCUCCGCUCAGCGACGCAAGCCGACCAAGCUCGACGUCCCAGGCCUCCCUGGCGCUUUCCUCGUUCUUGACGUGUUCACACCCGACGAGUGUCUGCAGAUUGUGCGCGCCGCCACAGCGCACGGUUGGGAGAAGGACCAGGCCGCUGAGGGAUCUGCGACGCAGAAGACAAGUAUCCUCGCCCGCAAUUUCGUCUGGCUGGCCGAUCACCAGUUCCAUGACCACUUCUACAACCAGAUCAAGGAGUUUGUCCCCCAGCGCGCACCUGACGAGGAGGGGCGGCUCGGACAAGGAGGCCGAGUGCGGGGUAUCAACAGGAGGUUCCGCGUGUACCAGUACACUGAGAACCAGCUUUACAGGCUACAUUACGGAGCAAGUUUAGCUAACCCUCAGCCCCAUAUCGAUGGCGCCUGGCCCGCUGCCGGCCUCUCCCCCACCGGCGAGUACAUGCACGACUCGCAGCCCGCCGACGACCCGCUUUGGUCGCGCUACACCCUCCUCGUCUAUCUGAACGGAGGCAGCGACAUCCCCGAUGAGACUGGGUGCACCACCUUUUUCACACCCAGCCCAGAGGUGGGCGUCAUGGACGCGCACUCCGUCCGCCCCGUUCAGGGAGCAGUGCUUUGUUUCCCGCACGGCGACACGCACGGCUCGCUCCUGCACGAGGGCUCCGCUGUCGGACCUGACGGAGGCAAGCUCGUCAUCCGCACGGAUCUGUUGUACGAGGCUAAGGGGUAUGGGCAGUUCAAGCCGCCCACGGACUAG